Molecule: messenger RNA, 1193 nt
Organism: Moneuplotes crassus
Lineage: Eukaryota; Ciliophora; Spirotrichea; Euplotida; Euplotidae
Source: the annotation of a GenBank genome assembly
AUGGGUAACAAUCUCUGAUUCUCUAACUGAGGCUUCAGCAAGAGAAGAAUUGAAAUUGAGUCUAUAUCCUCUAAAAGCAAAGCUUUGUAUGAUACCUUUGGUGAACCAGAACCAGAUGAGCCGUAUUUUCAUGGAUAUCAAGAGAAAAGGCAGGAAUACGAUAACUCUAGAUUUAUGAAGUACAAAAUACCUCUGAGUAGCAAUGUAAACAACAAGUAUUUUCACCCAAUUGCCACAAACCGGGAGUUUGCUAAAUUGUUAACUCUUCACACAUUGCCUGUGUUGAGUAACAAGAAAGCAUAUCAGGAGAAAAUCUCUGAGUUUACUGACGAAUUGAAAACCAAUUUUCAUGAGAAGGAGAAAUACAGAAGUUUAUUGCAGAAAAAGCAGGACCAAGUCAAGAUUGAUGAGACUGGAUCAACCCAACCACAUGAUUAUGGCUCUAUGGAAAUCAAUCAGUCUGAUAGUCUUGUCAUAGAAGUCAUCUCUGCUUGGAACAGGAAUAAUAGUCAGCGAACACGGAAAUGUUCACCAAUUGUGGAAAUCCAGAAGUAUACUAAUGACCUUGAUGCUUCUGAUGAAUCCUACCUCUUUGACUCAAGACAAUACAUAGAAGAAGAUGAUCAGUACAUUUGGAGCAAGGCGUGCAAGAUCAAGUUUGGCUCUAACACCAAUAAUACGCACAAAAAUAUUAAAAUAUCUUUAUUCAAAAAGGAGAGCGGUAAAGCCCGGACCCAGAUAGGAAGCUCUUACACCAUCUCUGUUCUCUCAACUCUUAACAACCAGGAUGUGAACUUCAAAACUUUUGAAUUUGGGCCUGAAGGCCAGGAAUGGAAUGUUUUUACCAGGAUACAAUAUAUCUACAAAAAGGAGACUCUUUAUAAGCAAAUAAUCGUCCGACUUGACGAGAGACAAGAAAUGCUUAAGGAGAUAAUUGAUCGCUACAAAGAGCAGAGAGAGCAAAAAAAUCUCUGCAUGUAUUAUACCUUUAAAAAGCACUGGAGUGGCUCUAAUUUGGAGCCUAAUAUGAGUAAGAACUCUAGUAACUAUCUUGGGGUUAAAACUCCUUCUCAAUAUGCAGGGUAUUAUAGCAGCACGAAAUCUUUGAGUAACGAAAGGAGCCUUAAUACCCUUAAUGGAUAGACGAGAAUAGGCAUAACCAAGUUAAUUUUUAAUUCUCUAGUUUGAUAUUU